Scomber scombrus (Atlantic mackerel) is the source of this 2105-nucleotide messenger RNA. RefSeq names its product bladder cancer associated protein (gene blcap). The coding region runs from base 1 to 264 and encodes 87 amino acids. The transcript has a single exon. The record is from RefSeq and is a predicted model, not a curated record. NCBI's taxonomy places the organism in Eukaryota, Metazoa, Chordata, Actinopteri, Scombriformes, Scombridae.
AUGUAUUGCUUACAGUGGCUCCUCCCCGUGCUCCUCAUCCCCAAACCGUUGAACCCGGCGCUUUGGUUCAACCACUCCAUGUUCAUGGGCUUCUACCUGCUGAGCUUCCUGCUGGAGAGGAAGCCCUGCACCAUCUGUGCCUUGGUCUUCCUCGCCGCGCUCUUCCUCAUCUGCUACAGCUGCUGGGGCAACUGCUUCCUCUACCACUGCCAGGACGCAUCGCUGCCGGACGCUGCCCACGACCCGGCCAUCGUCGGGACCUAGGAGACGACGACGACGAGGAGGAAGAAGGGGGAGAUAUUGAAGAGUAAAGGAGGAAGAGGAGGAGGAGGGAGGUGGUGGUGGUGGUGAUGGGAGAAUUACUGUAGAGUGAGAAACUGCCAUGCUGGAGGAAAGGAGGAUGUUUUUUUUUCGGGGGGAGGGAGGAGCGGUGAAAAAGACUGCUGAAAGAGAGAGAGGAUUACUGGAAAAGGAGGAAGAGGAGGAGGAGGCUGUGUUGCCAUGCUGUAAAGACAGAGACUUGAAUUUAAGGUGUUAAAAAGAGGAGGAGGAGAAGAAGAGGAGGAGACUUUCAUUUAGCAGAGAGGAGGAGGAGGAGAAGAAGAGGAGGAAGGGGGGUCAUGUGACGUGUGUGUGAACUCGGCAACUUUCCAGCAUUUUCAAAACAGGAUGAAAAAGUAGAUGAUAAAUAUAAAAAAUUAAAAAAAAUACACAAAAAUAAUUAAAUAAACAACACGAGACGUCAUUUUAAAAGUGACUCGCUGAGUAUUUUCUUUCGAGCCCGUCGGACUCGUCUACUUACAUCCGACUUGACGACAUUUCGACUCCGUUAAAUCUGCGUGGAAACUCCCGAAAACUGCCAAACAAAUGUAGCGUAACUCCCCCCCUUUUCCUUCUUUAGCUGAAGAUCAGAGGUCAGAGGUCAAAGUUCGGAUGUGUGAAGGAACGAGGAGAAGAGAGAAAAGAGAAACACGCUGACACUGGACAAUCAAAAAACUAUGCUGUGAAUAAUCCCCACCUUCAUCCUUCCUCCUCCUCCUCUUCCUCCUCCUUUUUGACACACACACACACACACACAGGAGAGAGAGAAGGUGUAAUAAUGCUGAGACCUGUUAUUACCCACUGUUACCUCUCCUCCUCCUCUUCCUCCUCCUCUUCCUCCUCUUCCUCCUCUUCUCUCGACCACCAGACUCACGAUCGGAGCUUUUUUUUUUCUUCUUCUUUUUUUUGGCUGUAUUUUCUCUUUUUUUCCUUUUUUUUUCUUGUGCAUGGGAUUGCAUUUAGGUUGUUUUUGUUUGUUUGUUUUUUUUCAAACAUUAAGGUCACACACACAUUUUAAUCCAUUAAAACAAAAUGCUGAAAGUUUCCAAAGGGUAGAAAAAUCUCUGCGUGUGUGUGUUUGAAUGUUUAAAUGAAUGAAAGACAGGUGUGUGUGUGUGUGUGUGUGUGUGUGUGUGUGUGUGUGUGUGUGUGUGUGUGUGUGUGUGUGUGUGUUUGUGUGUGUGUGUGUGUGUGUGUGUGUGUGUGUGUGUGUGUGUGUGUGUGUGUGUGUGUGUGUGUGUGUGUGUGUGUGUGUGUGUGUGUGUGUGUGUGUGUGUUUUCUUGUGAUCAUGACAUGCUGAUAAAAGCGUUAAAAAAAUGACAACAGUGAUACACAAGGUGACAAACUGUUUAAAGAAGGUCAGUAUUUUUUUAUUUUAUUUCCUGCAACAAAAAGCAAUACCGAAAAUUGACAAUUAGAGAAAGAAGAAGAAGAAGUUGUUUUAUUGGUUAAUCAAUAUCAUCAAUAUCAUCAAUAACAUGCUGUCAUGAGGUUUCCUUGUGUGUCACAGUUUUUAAGUGUUAUGUUUAGCUGUCAGACACAAGCUAAGGUGUUUAUACUGUGUACCUACUGGUGUGUGUGUGUGUGUGUGUGUGUGUGUGUGUGUGUGUGUGUGUGUGUGUGUGUGUGUGUGUGUGUGUGUGUGUGUGUGUGUGUGUGUGUGUGUGUGUGUGUGUGUGUGUGUGUGUGUGUGUGUGUGUGUGUGUGGCCUCCAGUCGCAGUGCUGAUAGCGCUCCACUGCUACAUGAUUGCUUUGGUUUUAAUUUAAAUAAAGUUUUUUUUU